Molecule: messenger RNA, 2076 nt
Organism: Armigeres subalbatus
Lineage: Eukaryota; Metazoa; Arthropoda; Insecta; Diptera; Culicidae
Exons: 4
Coding region: 1-2076 (691 amino acids)
Source: RefSeq, a predicted model, not a curated record
AUGAUGGAACACAGUUUGCUGAAAGAGCUUCAACUCGAAGGCGAAUCGUACCCCUUGUGCUUGGAAUGCACCUCAGAUCAUCAGCGGGAAGAAACGAAUUCUGUUAUGUUGGUGUUGGAGAUUUCCAGAGUACACGAUUCGAAUACUCACUGGAUUCCCAAGGUGCACACCGUUAACAGUCUUUCUCUACCACGACAAUCUCUCGCGAUGGAGGAGUUAUCACAAAAGUAUCAGCACCUGAAAGGUUUACCGACAGAUUCAUACUGCAACGUACAGCCACGUGUGCUCAUAAGAAUGGAUAACUGUCGCUUGGGUCAUGCACUGGAUAGCAGAGAGGGACGAGACAGCGAACCAAUCGCUACCAGAACCCGUCUAGGCUGGAUUGUGUUCGGACCUUAUUCUAUAGCAGCUCGAGCAGUGACGGACUUCACAGGACACCACAGUGUCCAUUUGUGCCAGUGUAGUGAGCAGAAGGAUGCUGAGCUACACAAAGCCGAUGACGAGCGAGCUGAGCAGCUGUUGAAAACCCUGACCCUCUUGAAAAAGAAGCGCUACGAAACAGGUCUACUGUGGCGAUACGAUGAUGUCCGACUUCCGGACAGCAAGUCAAUGGCCAUGCGGCGGCUAUUAUGCUUGGAGAAGCGAAUGCAACGCGAACCUGAGAUGGCGGAAGAGUUAAAGGAGAAGAUUCGGAACUACGUUCGCAGUGGAUACGCCGAGAAGCUGACGGAGAGUCAACUAGCCGAGCAUUUUCCUCGUGUGUGGUACCUUCCUAUUUUUCCUGUGGUGAAUCCGAACAAGCCUGGAAAACUACGCAUCGUAUGGGAUGCCGCAGCAAAGGUGGCGGGAACGUCGCUGAAUUGUUUUCUACUGACUGGACCAGACCAACUCACUUCUCUUCCAUCCGUACUACGUCGUUUCCGAGAAUAUAGUAUUGCCGUCACUGGCGAUAUCCGCGAAAUGUUUCAGCAAGUGAUGGUGAACAAGAUCGACCAACAAUGUCAGCGUUUCCUGUGGUGUGAUGGAGAGCAAGAUCGAAACCCAGAUGUCUACGCAAUGAAAGUGGACAACGUUAGCGUUCCAAGGUAUUACCGAAUGAAGACCAGCGUUGCUCAGCGGAACGUGAAACAACUUCAUGUGUUCGUGGAUGCCUCAGAAAACGGAUUUGCGGCGGUUGCGUAUCUGCGAUUUGAAGAAAACGGCACAGUGGAAUGCGCGCUUGUUGGCGCGAAGACACGGGUAGCUCCAUUGCGGUUCGUGUCAAUUCCUAAGCUAGAGCUUCAAGCGGCGGUAAUCGGCGCUCGUUUGGCGCACGACGUCAUGGAAACACACAAGCUGAAACCUGCACAAAGAUUUUUCUGGUCGGAUUCUCGCGAUGUUCUCUGCUGGAUCAAUUCCGAUCACCGAAAAUACAGCCAGUUCGUUGGAGCACGCAUAAGUGAAAUGCUGGAUCUUUCUGAGCCGAAGGAGUGGAGCUGGAUUUCAAUCAAAUUGAAUGUCGCUGAUGACGCUACGAAGUGGCAAAAGUUACCGGAUUUGUCACCUACAAGCCGAUGGUUCUGUGGCCCGGAUUUUCUGUGGAAGACGAGAGAACUGUGGCUAGCCCAUACUUCGGACUUUGGAGAAACCAUUGAAGAAUUGCGUCCGCGCUUCCUCACUUCGCACAACCAGCACUAUUUCAAACCCAUCGUCACCGGUCCACUAACGCAGAAAGAGUUGCAUGAAGCAGAACUAAUGAUUCUGAAGAUAGUACAGGACGCCGAGUUCGCCUCGGAAAUCGAUCUAUUGAAAGAGCCAAAGCGUUCACCAUGGAGUACGAAGUUGCCAAAGAGUAGCGUAUUGUACAAACUUAGUCCGUUCAUGGGCGGAGAUGGAUUGCUGCGUAUGAAGGGUCGUAUAGACGCCUGUGAAGUGGUAGAAGAGGAUACGAAACAUCCAAUACUUCUACCCAAGUACCACACAGUUACGGACCUGAUUAUAGCCAGUGUCCAUCAACGGUACUGCCAUAUGAAUCAUCAGACUGCACUCAACGAAAUUAGACGAAAAUUCUACGUGCCUCAACUCCGCUCAACUUAG